AUGCAAGGAGACCAAGGAGAACCAGGAUACGUGCUCGGAAGCAUGGAAGUCAUUUCAGGAAAAAGCGGACAGCCAGGUCCUCCGGGCCAAAAAGGGCAGCCGGGGGUUCCCGGUGUAGCAGGCCCUCCAGGUCUGCCUGGCUUACCUGGACCCCAGGGUCCACCUGGCUCCUCAGUGAAGGGUGAACCCGGAGACCCAGGCCUCAGAGGUCCCCGGGGCAGAAGUGGGAUUAAAGGAGACAAAGGAGGAAGAGGAGAAUCGGGCAUUCAAGGAUUUCCCGGGGCGCCAGCCAUGGGGGUGGUGGGACCUCCAGGGAAGAAAGGUGUUCGGGGGGAAAUUGGACCAGUGGGUCUUUCAGGACCAAAAGGCCACCAGGGGGAACAAGGAGAAAAAGGUGAAAAGGGAAGCCCCGGAUUUGGGAUUCCCGGUCAACUGGGAUUGAAAGGUGAACCUGGAGAAAGAGGGUAUGUUGGUUUAUCUGGCAAGCCAGGCCAAAAGGGAGAAGAAGGAAAGAAAGGGGAACCUGGAAUCCAGGGUCUUCUAGGACUUCCGGGACUCCCUGGAGAACGAGGAAUCAAAGGCGAUAUGGGGCGGCCUGGCAGAGAUGGUGCCACUGGAGACAAAGGCGAUAAGGGCGAAACUGGACCGCCGGGGACCCCUGGGAUUCCUGGAGAGACAAGUCUUCCUGUGGAACGUACCAUCUUCAUCAAAGGAGAGAAGGGGGACCCUGGACCAGUUGGCAAAGCAAUGGAUAUCAAGGACCUGGAACGACUUUUGGAAGCUUAUGGGAUCAAGCUGGCCCUGUUGAAGGAACUGACUGACCUUCUCCUGCAAGGUGGGGUACAAAAGAUGACCCAUCAGGUUGCUGAGGCCAAGAAGGAGAAGGACGGGAAGAAGAAGAAGAAGAAGCAACAAUCGAAACCCCAAAACUCCACGGUUGUCCCUCCAGAAAGCCUCACCUCUGCCAGGGAUCAGGAGACACGGGGUGUUGUGGUGUCUGAAACAUCAACCAACUCCCAGAAAAAUCGGGAGGAGCUGGAAGUUUGGGAAACGACUCACGUUCCCACGAUCCCGAAGAGAGCCGAACCUCGGGAUGGAAGAGGUGACCCUUCUCAAAACGCCACCGCUGAGAGCAUGGAAGCAACUCUGAGGAAACACACAAAGCAGGAGAAAGAGGCUGGUCUCCAAGGAGGAAGCAUCCUCAGAGUUCGAAGGAAGGUGGAGAAUUCGCACCCGCCUGCCCGCUCUCCAGGUGCUCUUGAAGUUGGGGAACCCCUAGUAGGACACUGGCGGAAUUAUAGGCCUUACCCUGGAGCUCAAGGAGCAAAGAGGAUUAAGGUAAUAUUUAGUAGAAAUGGGAAAAAAAAUAUGCAGCAUUUCCUUCGGGAUGGAAAAGCAACAGGACAAACCACGAUCUAA
Molecule: messenger RNA, 1419 nt
Organism: Ahaetulla prasina
Lineage: Eukaryota; Metazoa; Chordata; Lepidosauria; Squamata; Colubridae
Product: collagen alpha-1(X) chain-like
Exons: 22
Coding region: 1-1419 (472 amino acids)
Source: RefSeq, a predicted model, not a curated record